Aphanomyces invadans is the source of this 264-nucleotide messenger RNA. RefSeq lists its product as hypothetical. The record is from RefSeq and is a predicted model, not a curated record. NCBI's taxonomy places the organism in Eukaryota, Oomycota, Saprolegniomycetes, Saprolegniales, Verrucalvaceae. The transcript has a single exon. The coding region runs from base 1 to 264 and encodes 87 amino acids.
AUGAUCCGUGAGGCUGCUAUGGUCGCUCUGACACGAAUCUUGGCUGAUGCGGACCACGACAGCAGCGAUACCGAUGGCUCCUCAACGACUUCAGUAAAACGAGCAAAGAAAGCCUCAGUAGACGGAACAGCAAACGCCAUUCUUGCGAUAUCAUCGUUUUUGGAAAGUGCGAACGAGUGCAAGUUUCAAGAAAUUACCCUGCAAAGAGAAGCCAACGCCAUUGCCGCUGGAAAGUUGGACUUGGAAGAAAAACGGUACCUCUAA